AUGGCAGAUGACAUCACUCGAGAUCUCGUGGUUUAUCUUCAGUCCAUCAGCUAUAGUGGAUCAACCUCUGCCACUUUACUAUCGAAGGCCAUUCCUAUCUUUAUCGAUUCAACAGAUCCAAAUCUCUGGUUACCGGAGGAUGUAUGCCAUGCCUUUGAAGAUGCGUUUGAUCUCACUCUUGACAACGAGACGGGACUAUACUUGGUGAACGACACACAGAACACCCAAUUGCAGAAUUCAAAUGCGCAGGUCACAUUCAGACUGUCUGAUGUGCAGUCCGGUGGUGAUGCUGUUUCCAUCACCUUGCCAUAUGAAGCUUUCGCUCUAACCGCCGAGUCUCCGUUGGUCAAGAACAGUAGUUACUAUUUCCCACUCAAGCGUGCCGCAAAUUCAACGCAGUAUACACUAGGUCGGACGUUCCUUCAAGAAGCUUAUCUUUCGGCCGAUUAUGAACGUGGUGUCUUUAAUGUGUCAGCAUGCAAAUGGGAUGAUGAUGCCGAUCAAAACAUUGUUACUAUCCAAUCCAAGGAUUCGAAAUCUUCGGGUUGUUCUGGAAGUGAGUGCUCCACAGGUUCAGAUGGUGGAGGAGGUCCCUCACCACUGAGCCGCGGUGCUGUAGCGGGUAUCGCCAUUGCAGCGUUGUGCGGAGUCGUCAUUCUGGCCGCAAUUCUGUUUUUCUUCAUCCGCCGCCAACGCCAAAAGGAAGCAAACAAAGCGACUCCACCCGAGUCAGAUGUGUCCGUUCUCUCUGGUCCGGUACAUAAUGCACCCCCUACCGAGUCGUCAAACAGCGCACAAACCCCACCGAGACCGAGAUUUUGGUCUCCAGAUGCUGUGCUUGGUGAUGCUAGCGAGAGUAACAUUGGUGCCAGCAGCGGUAGUGGCACUACCCACGAGCAGAGCGUAGAAUUGGACGGUCGGAACACACAGGUCAAGCCGGUAUAUUAUGAACUACCAGCCAAUGGGCCUUGA
Molecule: messenger RNA, 972 nt
Organism: Penicillium brevicompactum
Lineage: Eukaryota; Fungi; Ascomycota; Eurotiomycetes; Eurotiales; Aspergillaceae
Exons: 2
Coding region: 1-972 (323 amino acids)
Source: RefSeq, a predicted model, not a curated record